This is a messenger RNA of Eucalyptus grandis, 1034 nucleotides long. Its product is annotated as ATP synthase subunit beta, mitochondrial-like. Lineage: Eukaryota; Viridiplantae; Streptophyta; Magnoliopsida; Myrtales; Myrtaceae. The record is from RefSeq and is a predicted model, not a curated record. The transcript is spliced from 3 exons. Bases 1 to 702 code for a protein of 233 amino acids. Gene Ontology annotation, biological process: proton transmembrane transport; proton motive force-driven mitochondrial ATP synthesis.
AUGAGAAAGAAUUUGACAAACCCUAAAAAAACAAAACCCUUCGUACUCUUCUCACUCCUCCCUUCUCACUCUCAACCCCCCACCCCUCCUUCAUGGCGUCGCCGUCUUCGCGCCGGCUCCUGCCGACCCUCCUCCGCUCCGCCGGCCUCCGCCGAUCGCCGUCGCGGCCCACCUCCUCCUCCAACCCCAAAUCCGCCCCCUUCUUCACCCCCUCCUCCGCCCCCCGCCACCACCACUACCACCACCGCCCCUCCCCCCCACGGCUACCUCCUCACCCGCACUGCCCACUACUCCACCUCCGCCGCCGCCGCCGCAUCGCCCCCUCCUCCCCCCGUCGCCGCGGCCAAGGGCGCCGGGAAGGGUAGGAUCACCGAUGAGUUCACCGGCCCCGGCGCGAUCGAGCAGGUGUGCCAGGUGAUCAGCGCCGUGGUCGACGUGCGGUUCGACAAGGGCUUGCCCCCGAUCUUGACGGCCCUGGAGGUGUUCGACAACUCGAUCAGGCUCGUGUUGGAGGUGGCCCAACACCUGGGCGAGAACAUGGUGAGGACCAUCGCCAUGGACGGAACCGAAGGGCUGGUGCGUGGUCAGCGCGUGCUCAGUACUGGCUCCCUGAGUUCCAAAGGAACAAAGUUGAAGGACUUCUUGGCCACAAUGAGGUCUUCCCCUCACUUUCAAUCAAAGAUUGCUACAACUGGGUCCUAAACUUCGCCACGAUGUUGAGUAGUAUGCAAAGCAAUUUCCUACAAUCGAGUUCGAGAAAAUGGCAAUGAAGUACAAGAAUAGAGGGACAAAUCAUGGAUUAGUGUGGUACAAAAUCAAUUAUGAUGUAGAAGUGCUGCUGCAGAUACAAAUUUCGAUGUCAAGAAAGUCUGUAUCGUGAUCUCCCUAUGUGAAACUAAAAAGGAUACUGUAAAGAUGGAAAUUUGUAAUUCUCUCUUUCCUUAUUGCACCAUGAGAACAUGUUAACUGAGAAACUCAAGUUGUACACCUGCAUUUCCUUGGGCUUCAAUGGACAGAGAAGUUUAUUUCUGCUA